AUGUCACCGGGUUCUGAAUGUUGUCGAAGUGGUGAGCUGAAAACGAAACCAAAUCAAGAGUCUCUGGGUGCUCAAUGGUGGCCUGUUGAAGAAGUAUUGGCGAAGAAACUCCCGUUAAGGGUGAAGGAUUUCAUUCCUCUGGUUGAACAAGGAUUAGCUUACAGAGAAGCGCAACAUACGGAUCUUCCACGGAUUCUUCCGCUCAAUAUAAAUAUUCCUGGAUUGUUUAUAGAAUUCAUGAUUGUACGCCAUAGUUUAGACGAAUCUCGAACAGAAGUACUUGUUCAUAAGUCCAUUAAAGACGAAGAUAUGCUCAUCGAACACGAGCAACCCUUCCCUACUGUGGAGUUCGGCUUUGAGUACUUUUUUGCUAUGGUCGUCUCCAAAGUCUACAGGCACCUUCUGGAAGAAGGAGGAAACGUUGUGUUUGCCCCGUCGCACGUCGUCCGAAUCAAGUGCCAUCCGAAUCCAUUGCAGUCGUUAGCACACGGUAUCUCAGUUCGAUUAUACUGCCAACACAAGAAAAGCGCCACGAAAGCAGUGAUACGAAGUCCGCGAUAUCAUUGGAUACCGGUUGAGAGCAAAUCUAUACGCGAACAACUGUACAUGGAAAAAGACCAAUAUCGUCCAACGUUAAGAAUGAUCUAG
Molecule: messenger RNA, 648 nt
Organism: Cooperia oncophora
Lineage: Eukaryota; Metazoa; Nematoda; Chromadorea; Rhabditida; Trichostrongylidae
Source: the annotation of a GenBank genome assembly